ACAUCAGGCUCGUUCAUAUCGUAGACCAUAGUGUUCUUCUUCUUGAUUACAUUUCUCAUCACUCCUCGUGAAUCCUGACUUGGUCGUGGCCACGUGGGUUCUGGCAUAAUGGAUAUUUCAUUUCACUAAUUGCUUGACUAGUGUUGUAGUUGACUUAAAAUUUUUCAUAAUUAAUCUCAAAAAGAAGUUAAAAUGAGUGGUGAACUUGAACUGUCUCCAUCGGAUAGUUUGUGCACUGCCUACUUGGAAAUUCAAAGACUGAAGGGGAUUUUGAAACAGAAAGAACCUUUACUCGUAGCUAUGAAAGUAAGAUACUUACUCGAAGGGUUAGAGGAGUAUGGUAAACCCGAAGAAUUCGAUGAAAGUCAAUGGAUCAAAACAACUAGGCCAGAAAAGUGGCAUAAAAUGUUCACGUCCGGCAAUGAUAAUGAUCCUUGGGUGAAGGAGUUCAUCGAAUCUACCGGGGAAAAAAGUCAUCAAGAGGUUUGCGAAAUCGUUGAUAUUUUGUUCGAAACAUGCGACAAGAUGACCGAUGAUUUUUUUAGCGAAAGACCUGUUGAUUUUGAAACUUUGACUUCGGCUAAAUUCGCAAACGUUCUUGAUUACUUGAAAACGACGUUGGAUUUAGAAAUGACUAUACCAGUAUUUUCGUGUCCAAGUCUGUCGGAAAUGCUCGGUUCAGCUGUAGAUGGAAUGAUAGUCAAAGCUUUUGAUUCUGAGGUCGAUGAGGACGACAGUGAAGGAGAUUGUAAUGAUCCAUCAGAAACAUGUAGUACCACUGAAAAGAAAAAGGAAAGAAGAAAUCGAAAUAAAAAAGCUGCAACGACUGAACCAGAGCCCGACAACCAGCAAGCAGAGCAUAAUCUCGAGGAAGCGUUAGAGGUUCGUAUGAAUAACGUCUCUUUGGAAGACUCUCCCAAAAAUAGUGAAAAGACAGGCAAGAAGUAGAAGAAGAAAAAGAAGCCCAAGAAAAAGACCAAUUCCAACGACCAAACACUCGAAGGAAAGCAACAAACCAACCCUCCUUCUAUACCUACCUUAUGAUGGUCUUUUAGGAGUAUCUACAAUAAUUAUUCUGUUGGCCAAGAGAGCAAGAGACCAAUCAUGCACAAUCAGAUAGGUAACUUUGAAAAGUUUGCCUAAAUUUUUUUUCAGUUUUAAAAUUAUCAUAAUUCAUAGGUACCUAAUCUUAAUUAUCUUACUUAUGGAAUUAAUUGCUUUGUGGAAUUUUACUAUUUUUUGUGAAUUUGGUUCGGCAAAUUUUGAAUGGAGUUAUCGUGAAUGACGUACAUAUAAUAAAGGCAUAUCCGUUCC
This is a messenger RNA of Planococcus citri (citrus mealybug), 1314 nucleotides long. RefSeq lists its product as uncharacterized. Lineage: Eukaryota; Metazoa; Arthropoda; Insecta; Hemiptera; Pseudococcidae. The transcript has 4 exons. The record is from RefSeq and is a predicted model, not a curated record. The coding region runs from base 193 to 948 and encodes 251 amino acids.